AUGCAGGAGGGCCCGCUGCUCAACGUGACGGAGGGGGUCUCUUUGCACCUGGUGAUCGUCGUGUGGUUCGAUGCCGAGUUCGGGUCCACCAGCGCUGCUCUCCGUGCUGCGGAGGCGUACCUGUGGCCGCGUCUGUACUGGCGCUGCUGCAAGCUCAACUCCGCGACGAACGCGGCUAAUCAUGGGCGGUUCUGCCGCUGCUGGCCGGUCUUCUUCUCUCCCCACAUGGUAUUGGAUAUUGUUUUCCUGCUCGCCUCGGCGACCUGCCUGGGCAGCGCCGACGCCCUAGGCGCCGUCGCCAUCGCCCUGCGGGUGCUGCUCGCGUUCCUGAAGUUCGAUCUCCUGAGCCUGAUCAUCUACGCCAAGUCCGUGAUGAAGUUGAUGUUGUUGCUCUGGCAGGUUCGGAUGUCCAUGCGAUCUUCCAAGAAGUUUCCGGUGGUGUUGCCCACGGACCUCACCUUCGUGAUGAUUCUCGCGGCGGCGACGCUUCCCGACAUCCAGCGGGUGACGCUCGCGCUCCUGAUCUCCGUGAUCCUGGGCCUGACCCUCCACGCCAAGAGCGUGCUGAAGUUCAUGGUGCCGGGCGACGGGCCGCGCAGCCGUACUGGGCCGGCGUGCCGGCUCUUUCCUGCGUGCGCCCGCGAUGUGGCGGCCGUCGACUCGGCCAUCUACCCCCGCGCUGACGCCCGGGGUUUCAACGCAGAGCGCGUGCGCUGGACUGCGAGGUCAGGUGGCCGUCGCGGCCAGCUCGAUGGCAGGAGCUACGAAGAUGAGCUGCUCGACCUGUUUUGCGAGACGGACGGAUCGGCCCCUGGCCUCUUGGCGCAAGCCGACGCGGCUCUCUGCCCGCUGCAGGUCACUCCAGUGAGGAGGACGUCCUUCGCGGCGAACGUGGUGAAGAGCAGCGCCUGCGCCGUGGGCGACGUGGGCGAGACCGUGAUCCCGAGCACGAAGCUGAAGGCAGGCGAGGCCUUCGACAGCGCCCUGGUGACGGAGCUCGCGGCGGGCACGCAGUUCGAGGUCGUGGAGGUAGGCUCGCUGCCGAACCGCAUCCGGGUGACAACUUCCGCUGGCCACGCCGGCUGGAUCAGCAAGGCCACGGAGCAGGGCAGUGUGAUCGUGAAGUGGGUCCGCAAGCGCCGCACCAGCUUCCAGCAGAAGGACUUUGAGCGGAAGACCACCGAGGACAAGGAUAGCAUCCAGUUGCAAACGGGGCUGUCUGGGUUGUCUGUGGGCGAUGUGUGCGAGACCGUCAUGGACAUGACGACCCUCCGCGAAGGCGAAGAUUUCAAGAGCAACGCGGUGGGGCAGAUCCCACAGGGCACGCAGUUUGAAAUCGUCAGCGUGGCACCAGCGAACAGGGUGAAGAUCAUCGUGCCAGACACGGUCCUGGAAGGCGGGGCCGUCGGCUGGAUCAGCUCCCACACGGACACGGGCAGCAAGCUGUUCAAGCUGAUCAGGGCGGGGCCGAAGAAGAGGCAGUCCAGCUUCAACCUCACGAAGAACAUGUCCAUCCCGCUGGGCCAGGCGCCGCAGAAGGCCACCGUCGAGGCGGCGCCCCCCGGCAUGCGGCGCUCGCUCCUGCCCGUGCCGGCCCCCUCGGAGAGGCCGGCCCCCGCGGAGAGGCAGCUGGCGGCGGACCAUGCGCGCCGCUCGGAGACGCCGGAGGACGACAGAGUAGCGCAGGAGGCCCCGGACGCCAAGGCCAGGGCCAGGGGGGAGGCCGCCGCGGCGCUGCGGAAGGGGGCUCAGGCGGCGCCAGGGCCCGCGCCGGCGGCGCCGUGGUGGGCGCCGCUGGUGUGCUGCGGCAAGUGAUCGCCGCGAGGGAGUGACAGCCGAACCAGGCGUUAUAGGGAGGGACCCAUUUCGCAAGGGUGCCUUGCAUCCUUCGGUUCUGGCUGGCCAUCCUCAGCACGGUUUCGGCUUGCCCAGCCCAAGGUUACUCUCGCGGGCGCGCGCAUGCUUGCGGGCGCGCGCACGUUUCAAAGUGUCUUGCGCCCAUCAGCUCCAUCCUCAUCGUUGAUUGCGACUAUAUGUUUCCCGCCAGUGAGGAAGGAAACGUUUCUCGUUGCGUUGCUGACUGAUCUUGCUUUGCCUCAGCCGUGCGAGCUCGGCUGGGGUACUCAAGUAUCCUGCCGCGUUAACAGCAGUGCAGGAACGGCGCGGCACUGUUUGAAGAUUCGGAGCGAGUAUCUUGCACGGCCGUAAGGGCCUGCUUGGAUCUGCCUGCUCGGCGCUGCGCCGACUCUGAAUGCGCACGCUGGACGUUAACUGGCGAAGUUUUUGGUAUCUGGCCCAGGCACUUUUGAAGGGUGCACCUGUUUGACGGGCGCACCUGCUUAGGCACGCAUCGGUGGCGCCGAAGAGCGGGCUGAGGACUCUGUGCGUGUGCGUGUGCGUGUGCUUGCGUGCGUGCGUGCGUGCGCGUGUGUGUGUGUGUGUGCGUGUGUGUGCGUGUGUGUGUGUGUGUGUGUGUGUGUGUG
This is a messenger RNA of Prorocentrum cordatum, 2483 nucleotides long. NCBI's taxonomy places the organism in Eukaryota, Dinophyceae, Prorocentrales, Prorocentraceae. The record is from the annotation of a GenBank genome assembly.